GAAGACCUCUCGGGCUUUGCUCGGGAGAGUUUCGCACCGAGUUUCCAAGAUGGCGGCUCAGCUGAACAGCUCGGCGGAGUGCCCUGCCUUUAGCGACAGCGAUAUGAGCGCUGACGAGGGUUCCUCUACCGCCACACACCGUGAUAGGGGUCUUAUACACCUGCUAAAGCAAGAAAACAGAGUUUUGAAGAUGGAACUCGAUACUUGUCGCCUCAGAUGCAAAUCUCUACAAGAAGAAAACAGGGCCCUUCGCCAAGCAAGCGUUUCGAUUCAAGCUAAAGCAGAACAAGAGGAAGAAUUCAUCUCUAACACACUUCUAAAGAAGAUCCAGUCAUUGAAGAAAGAAAAGGAGACACUGGCUAUGAAUUAUGAGCAGGAAGAAGAAUUCCUAACAAAUGACUUAUCUAGAAAACUUACACAGCUGAGACAAGAGAAGAUUCAGUUAGAACAGACCUUAGAACAAGAACAAGAAUACCAAGUGAAUAAACUGAUGAGGAGAAUUGACCGUCUAGAGGCUGACGUACUAGCCAAACAAACUUCAUUAGAACAGUUGAGGAAAGAGAAGGUCGACCUGGAGAAUACAUUGGAGCAGGAGCAGGAGCUGUUGGUCAACAGACUCUGGAAGCGCAUGGACAGACUAGAGGCUGAGAAAAGAAUGUUACAAGAAAAACUAGAGGAGCCAAUAUCUGAGCCCCCCUCGCCGCGGCAAUUCACAGAAGCAGAGGACACAGUUGGAGGGAUAGCAUCUCACAUUACAUCACUAAGAGAGGAGAUCAGAAGACUCAGACAACAGCUUGCCAAGUCUGAAGCUGACUAUUGUGAGAAAAUGGAAGCCUAUGCAAAGGAGGAGAGACAGACCAAGGAGGAAAAUAUAAGAUUGCAGAGAAAACUUUUACGUGAAAUGGAGCGCCGUGAGGCCCUAAGUAGACAACUAUCAGAGAGUGAAUCCAGCUUAGAGAUGGAUGAUGAGAGAUAUUUAUUUCAUUGUAGACAUUUUAAUGAGAUGACAUCACACACUCCAGGCGGUGGAGAGAGGGCUCAUCGCGAAAGGACAAUAUCUAGCCCUGUACCACUCGGUUACGGUUUCACCCCUCCCUCUCCUCACAUGAGCCGAUAUUCUUCAACAGGGAGUCUGUCAAGCUCUCUGCCUCUUGGCUCAUCUCCGCCCACUCAUCAUCAUCACAUACAAAGACGGAACAGUCCUGCCGCCCCCAGCAGUUCCAGCCUUCCCAGACCAUCCUCGGGCUCAUAAGAAAUAUUGGGAUAGUAACAGAAUGGAGAGAAUUCACAAAGAGCAGCCUUACUGCUAGAUAUAGUAAUUACUAGAGUUGUCUCCUUGAUGCAGUAACAAUAGUUGUUAUGAUCUUUUGUUUUUAGCCUGUAUUGGUCAGUGUUCCUAUGAGGGUAAUUGAAAACACACACUAUAGCAGAGGUAUUAAACUAUUGUGCCAAUUCAAUACCCCUUGCAGCCUCGGAAACCUAGGGGUAUUUAUCUGAAAAGAGGCAUUGAUAUAUAAAACGUAAAGUCAUGGAUUUUUAGUUAACAGAGGAUUUUGGUUUAGGGCAAGGCACUUCCUGACCCUGCUAUCCCAACUGGUAACUACCCUUGCCCCAGUCAUUAGUGCCUUAUUCAUUGACUUCACCACGAGUUUGUGAAAGUUCCACUACAUGUUAAUUUUAUGAUAGUGAGUUUGUUGAGGAAACCCAUGGGUAUAACUAGGGGAGGGCUCAAAGGACUCCCAUCCCUUCUUGCAGCCAAACAAAUAGAGAAGAUGUAUGGAUAUCAUUUAAAUACAAGAUUAAAUGUCUUAUAGGGGCCUUUUGGGCCACUCCUAUUAAAAAUCCUGGCAACAACCCUUAAACCUGGUGGUGAAACAUGUUUAGUGCUAAGGUUAAAUGAGAUAAAUAUAAACCAGCUUAUUAAAUGGUGUGGUUUCUGUGCCUCGUUAAAAUCAAGCACGUACUGUAUGCCAUAUUUGACAGCAUGGAACUUUGUGAAACAAACCAAAUUAUUUUGCGGGAGUGUUAAUUCACAAGAAAAUCUUAUAGUGCAAGAUGAGAUGGUGUGCGAGGUGUUAAAAUUCUUUCAUUUCAUUUCGCAUAUCAUGACCCUUCUCCUCCCUAACUUUCUCAUGUCUAACAGGUUCCAUGAACUAUUGAUUGUAAGAAUUGAAAAACAGAAAUAAAUAUUAUGAAGGGUGAA
Nematostella vectensis (starlet sea anemone) is the source of this 2203-nucleotide messenger RNA. RefSeq names its product coiled-coil domain-containing protein 6. NCBI's taxonomy places the organism in Eukaryota, Metazoa, Cnidaria, Anthozoa, Actiniaria, Edwardsiidae. The coding region runs from base 50 to 1252 and encodes 400 amino acids. The transcript is spliced from 9 exons. The record is from RefSeq and is a predicted model, not a curated record.